GAGAACCGAAGUUAUCAACUAGUUCUAAUAUCCAUCAUCUUUAUGAUACUGACGACCAUAAUCCUGAUUCUUCGAUUUUACACCAAACGCUUCCAAGGCGCCGGGUUCUUCUCCGAUGAUGCUUUUUUAUUAUCAGCAUAUAUCGUGAACAUGGGCAUGUGCGCUCUGGGCAUUGUGAUGACAAGAGUCGGAGGCGUGGGGCGACAUGUGCUUUGGCUCGAGGAAGAGAUGCCAGAAGCGCUGGUGGGAUGGGCACAAUGCAUUUUUGCCUUCGAAAUCAUUUACUUCACAUCAGUUGCACUGCCCAAGCUCAGCAUUCUUUGCUUAUAUCUACGAAUAUUCAACUGGACGGGGCGAAUGAGGAACACUGCGUUAUCCAUCCUUGCUCUGACGGUAAUGACCUCGGUGUCGCUUGUGGUAGCUGCUUGUUUUCAGUGCAGACCCAUUCAAUUUUGGUGGGACAGAACAAUUCCUGGCGGAUCCUGCUUUGAGAUACAGACGUUCUUCCACGCUCAAGCUAUCCCAGGGUUAAUCCUGGAUGUGGCCAUCAUGGUGCUGCCACUGCGCACGAUCUGGCAUCUUGAAAUGCCACUCAUCAAGAGACUCGCGUUGAUUGGCAUUUUUGCUGUUGCCAGUUUUGGAAUUGUCUCCUCUAUUGUGCGAGCUACGGUAUUCUUCGACACGGCUGCGUUUGACGACCGCACCUGGGCCUCCGUUGAUCUAGUGGGAUGGUCAAUCAUCGAAACGAGCGUCUACAUAAUCACAGGCUGUCUACCACACCUUAGACCUCUGGUAUCACAUUAUACGCCA
Cryphonectria parasitica EP155 is the source of this 810-nucleotide messenger RNA. RefSeq lists its product as uncharacterized. The transcript is spliced from 3 exons. The annotation marks the transcript as partial. The record is from RefSeq and is a predicted model, not a curated record. Lineage: Eukaryota; Fungi; Ascomycota; Sordariomycetes; Diaporthales; Cryphonectriaceae.